Molecule: messenger RNA, 1590 nt
Organism: Cynocephalus volans (Philippine flying lemur)
Lineage: Eukaryota; Metazoa; Chordata; Mammalia; Dermoptera; Cynocephalidae
Gene: ENTPD3
Product: ectonucleoside triphosphate diphosphohydrolase 3
Exons: 10
Coding region: 1-1590 (529 amino acids)
Cellular component (GO): plasma membrane
Molecular function (GO): hydrolase activity
Source: RefSeq, a predicted model, not a curated record
AUGUUCACGGUACUGACCCACCAGCCAUGUGAACAAGCAGGCCUCAAGGCCCUCUACCGGACUCCAGCCAUCAUUACCUUGGUGUUGUUGCUCAUGAGCUUUGUGAUUCUUGUGUCUGUCACACUCAUCCAGAUCCACAAGCAAGAGGUCCUUUCUCCAGGACUGAAGUAUGGAAUCGUGCUGGAUGCCGGGUCUUCCAGAACCACAGUCUACGUGUAUCAGUGGCCUGCAGAAAAGGAGAACAAUACUGGAGUGGUCAGUCAGACCUUCAAAUGUAGCGUGAAAGGCUCUGGGAUCUCCAGCUAUGGGAAUAAUCCCCAAGAAGCCCCCAAAGCCUUUGAAGAUUGUAUGGGAAAAGUCAAGGGGCAGGUUCCAGCCCACCUCCAUGGGUCCACCCGCAUCUACCUGGGAGCCACGGCUGGGAUGCGCCUGCUGAGGUUGCAAAAUGAAACAGCAGCUAAAGAAGUCCUUGCAAGCAUCCAAAGCUACUUCAAGGCCCAGCCCUUUGAUUUUAGGGGUGCUCAAAUCAUUUCUGGGCAAGAGGAAGGGGUAUAUGGAUGGAUUACAGCCAACUAUUUAAUGGGAAAUUUCCUGGAGAAGAACCUGUGGCAUAUGUGGGUGCAUCCACAUGGAGUAGAAACUACAGGUGCCCUGGAUCUAGGUGGUGCCUCCACCCAAAUAUCCUUCGUGGCAGGAGAGAAGGUGGGGCUAAACACCAGCGACUUCGUGCAGGUGUCCCUGUAUGGCUACAUGUAUACACUCUAUACGCACAGCUUCCAGUGCUAUGGCCGGAACGAGGCUGAGAAGAGGUUUCUGGCAAUGCUCUUUCAGAAUUCUACUACCAAAACUGAUCUCACCAACCCCUGUUACCCUCGGAAUUAUAGCACCAACUUCACCAUGGGCCAUCUAUUUGACAGCCUGUGCACAGUGGACGAGAGGCCAGCAAGUUAUAAGCCCGAUGACAUCAUCACUUUUGAAGGAACUGGGGACCCAUCAGUGUGUAGGGAGAAGGUGGCUUCCAUAUUUGACUUCAAAGCUUGCCAUGAACAAGAAGCUUGUUCCUUUGAUAGAGUUUAUCAGCCAAAGGUUAAAGGGCCAUUUGUGGCUUUUGCAGGAUUCUACUACACAGCCAGUGCUUUAAAUCUUUCAGGUAGCUUUUCCCUGGACACCUUCAACUCAAGCACCUGGAAUUUCUGCUCACAGAAUUGGAGUCAGCUCCCUUUCCUGCUCCCCAAAUUUGAUGAGGUGUACGCCCGCUCCUACUGCUUCUCAGCCCACUAUAUCUACCACUUGCUUGUAAAUGGAUACAGAUUCACAGAGGAGACCUGGCCCCAAAUACAUUUUAAAAAAGAAGUGGGGAACAGCAGCAUAGCCUGGUCUCUCGGCUACAUGCUCAGCCUGACCAACCAGAUCCCAGCUGAAAGCCCGCUGAUCCGCCUGCCCAUACAGCCGCCCAUCUUUGUGGGCACUCUUGCCUUCUUCGCAGCGGCGACCUUGCUGUGUCUGGCGUUUCUUGUGUACCUGUGUUCAGUGUACAGAAAAAAGAGGCACUCCGAACAUGCCUUUGACCAUGCAGUGGAUUCUGAGUGA